Cladophialophora immunda is the source of this 321-nucleotide messenger RNA. RefSeq lists its product as uncharacterized. The record is from RefSeq and is a predicted model, not a curated record. The transcript has a single exon. The annotation marks the transcript as partial. NCBI's taxonomy places the organism in Eukaryota, Fungi, Ascomycota, Eurotiomycetes, Chaetothyriales, Herpotrichiellaceae.
CUUAACUACGACUUGUAUCUUCGGCAUUACGGAGUCAGCAUUUAUCGAAGCCCUGUACGACAUAGCUUCGCCCAGCUCCAAAAUUUACUACUGGAGAUCGAUCGGGAAAAUGGGUGGCACAAUUACUACACCAGCCAUCAGGACGUUAUCGUUCGUAGUGCUACAGGCCUAUCAUUCUUUCAGAAAAUAGUGGAACAACAGACACAACUCUUGCAGCAUUCUAAUUGGGCUUUUUACUUCUUCCACUAUGAUUGGCUUGCUCAGGUAAAUGUCGAUGUAUCCGAAGAUAUUGGCCCAUGGGAUGUUCUCAUACCUUACUAA